This is a messenger RNA of Knipowitschia caucasica, 429 nucleotides long. Lineage: Eukaryota; Metazoa; Chordata; Actinopteri; Gobiiformes; Gobiidae. The record is from the annotation of a GenBank genome assembly.
AUGGGAAUGACACAGCUCAACGGAGACGAGACCCACGAUCUGCUUCAGGCCGAGAUCGAACGCCUGAAGCACAAGUCUGAGGAGGACCAUGCAGCGUUUCAGGCCGCUCUGAGGCAAAAAGACUGCAAGAUUCUCGAGAUGGAGCGGCAGCAACAGCCUCUACAGCAGAUAGUGGGUUCGCUCCAAACACAGUACACUGAACUGAUCGACAUCUUACUCAGUUACAGAUCUCAGUUGUUUGAGAAGAUGGUGCGAAGCAAAGCGAACGCAGUGCUGGAAAAAUCUCAACCGAAGAGCGAAGGCGAUCAGCAGACUGAGCUUUCUGCAAGAUCCAAAGCUGAAAACGUUGAGUCAAAACAGGAAAUCGAGGAGCAAACAUCAACAGCCCAACCCCGUCAAAAGCAGCUCAACCCCUCGAACAUACAGUAA